AAGCAUCAAGGGCACGAAUAAGCAAUCCCAGCUUUGCCAAUAAGCCCUUGUUCUUCCUCAUCUCCCUCUUUCGACUUUCUCAGGUCAUGGAGAUGAAGAAGAUUGCCUGCGCCGUCCUCAUCGCCGCAUCGGCGACCGUUGCCCUCGCCGCCGAUGGUCCGGCCCUUGCCCCGGCGGGAACCCUGGCGGGAGCCCCGGCGGCGGGAGCAUCCGCAGCAACCGGCGCCUUCCCGGCCGUCGGCGCAGUGCUCGGCGCCUCCGUACUCUCCUUCUUUGCUUACUACAUGCAGUAAGUAGGCGAAGGAAGAUACGUGCACCUGGAGGAGGAUGAAGAGGACAAAUGCUGCUGGUGCUUCCUGUAUUUCGUUAAUUUGAUGUGUGUUUUCGUUUUUGUGAUACAUGUACCUUUGAUUUGGUUUGAAGCUGGAUUACUUGACCAUAUGUUGAUUGAUCCAUUUAUUUCAUUAAUGGAAAAUUUCACUCUUCAUUCA
Molecule: messenger RNA, 491 nt
Organism: Aegilops tauschii subsp. strangulata
Lineage: Eukaryota; Viridiplantae; Streptophyta; Magnoliopsida; Poales; Poaceae
Source: RefSeq, a predicted model, not a curated record